AUGCUGGUGUUGACGCUGCUGGUGGCGGCGGCGCAGGCCACGUUGCUGUGUCCCCAGGGCAGAACUAGAUUCACGAACCGGUUCCGUUUGGUGAGAACUGACAAGCUGACUGACAGGCCUCGAGGGGAUGAGCUUUAUUCUGCAUUGCGCACUCCACGCUUGGUUAGACAUCCAUGUAAUGAAAACAUUGUCUUGUAUUUAGGGCGCCAACUCUUUUUCUCAACAAACAACUUUGAAAGCAGUCUGUUUCCACUGCGCAUCCCUUUCUCCUUUAAGGUCGGCAAAGCGGAAGUCACCGCAGCCCACUUCACCAGGGCGAUCCUGCUGCUGGUUGUGAAUUUUCACGUCUACAUUUAUGAUUACAGCACUGACUUCUGGCUCAUGGCAGAAGGAAUAGAGCACCCCGUGUCGAACAUCUCCGGAGACAAUUGCUGCUACAGCUCACAGCCCGUGUGCUUGGCUGUAAGUGAAACCAUAUUUGCUUACUUAUACGGCGCACAGGUGUCAGAGACCACGCUGUAUAUCUCCACGACCGAGGGGUUCAGCUUCAGACCAUACAGAUACAGAGGGCAGGAGGAGAUCCACGGAUACCUGGGAGGGGUCUUCAACUUCUACACCCUGUCCCAAGUGGGCCUGCUGUUCUUUUACAACAGGAGGGCCAGGUUCAGCUAUUCCGAGCACCCCCUGAACCGCAGUUUUGGGCAGUCUUUUGACUACCAGGACGCUCCUGUUAUCUUCAUCCCCCCAGGCCAGAAGGGCAACCUGAUCUUCUGGGGCCAAAGGAGCCUGUUUAUUUCACAAAACACAGGUCAGCUCGUGAAAUCAGUCAUCUUGAAGAACACUUACCAGAGCGCCGGCGAGACCAUCUCUGAACUCAAUCUGACUAUCCACAGCUUGGCCGCUAAUCAAAAUGAAAUGGCAAUUUUAACAGAGCAGAAUUUUCUGUAUUACGGUUUCCAGGGAAUCCUGUUAACUACUCUGCUGAAAUUGGCAAACCCAAACCAUUUUUCCCAUAAGUCCGUCCUAACAUUCUUGGGCUUCGGAAAGCUUGAAAUCAUGACACCAAUUCACGAUCGGGCUCUCGCUAUCUUCAACUUCGAGAAGAUGGUCAUCAACUUGAAGACCCUCCUCAUGGACCCCUAUCUCGGAAUUGAUCCCUGCAAAGUGGAGUUACUAGAAGGCGAGUUUGAGAACCAAAUGUACACCAUCGACAUGAACAGCAAGCUGGAGCUGACAGCCACCGUCGUCCCACGGCCGCUGACAUCCCCCUUGCCACUGGUGUUGGUGAGUAACCCACACUCCCUGGGGCUGGAGACCAAGAUGUAUGAGACCAGUUACUUAUUUGACCGCAGCACCAAGUUCAGGCUGCACAUCUCCCUCAAGCAGCAGCAACACUCGGGCAGGGCGGACCCCAACUUCACCUCCUGGAUAAAGAGGAAAACCGCCUCCACCGUCACUCUGGACAUCGCCAACAAGGAAAUUUCGUGUGUGAGCCUUCCGCCUCUGACCACCCUCAUCAACAUCGGUUGUGAUGCUGAGAAAAAGGUCGUCGUUCAAAAGGACAUCACGUCCUGCAACAAGGGGAUCCUGGACUCCGUGGAGCUGCAGAACAACUACAGCUACGUCCUGGACCGGGACAUCUACAGCCCCAACCUGUUGGGGAAGGACCAGGUGGUGUUCUACGAUUACGCCUUGCUCGGCUGUCCCCUGCUGGUCUACUACGACACGCCCUGGAAACCAGUUCUGCAACUGUGGCAGGGACAGGAGUUUCAGGAGAUCGUCAAGGCCGAGUAUGUGCUGAAAGAAGUGUACGGGCUGCUGACCUAUUCGUACUCUCUGACCGCCGAGACCGCGGGCUGCAAAGCUCAGCCACAGAACUGGAGCUCGCUGGCCAAUCACACUCCCAUACAGUGGGGGCGGGAGAAUUACCAGAGCUGCCAUGACUCCAGCAACCCGAAUCCCUUAGAGUGGCCGGAUGUCCCGUACGAAGUCCUCGGUGGCCAGACAGAUAAUAAGUUGGUUUUUGAGCAGAGGAAUGGAAUUUACGUCUUCUACCUCUCUGUGGUGGACCCCUUGUACAGCUACUGCCAGCUGAACACUUUAUUCAGCGUGCACGUGUACGGAGCCUUGCCUCCCAGCGGCGACUCCCUGGACACGCCCAUCAUCGUGUUGAUGUUCACUCUGCUGGGGUCCACCUGGGUAGCCUACAUCGCCUCGAAGAUAGAGCUCAGGACGCUGGUGCAGACGUUCUAUCGGAAGAUGAAAGUCCGUCUAUUUGCCCGCAAAGCCCGGUCGCGGGCCUGA
Messenger RNA from Sorex araneus (European shrew), 2304 nucleotides. RefSeq names its product cation channel sperm associated auxiliary subunit delta (gene CATSPERD). Lineage: Eukaryota; Metazoa; Chordata; Mammalia; Eulipotyphla; Soricidae. The coding region runs from base 1 to 2304 and encodes 767 amino acids. Gene Ontology annotation, cellular component: CatSper complex; sperm principal piece. The transcript has 22 exons. Gene Ontology annotation, biological process: flagellated sperm motility; sperm capacitation. The record is from RefSeq and is a predicted model, not a curated record.